AUGUUUAACCAACCUAUUGCACCUGGUUCGCUGCCCAUUCAUCUCACCACCUUGGUUCUAGGACAAGAGUACAAUCAACCGUUUGCCUUGUACUCCUUGCCUGAAAGUCUCACCAAUCUUGACCUUGGCUUCACAUCAUUCAAUCAUCAGUUGUUGACAGGAUCACUACCAACAUCUCUUACUUCACUCUCGCUCGGUCGUUAUUUCAAUCAGCCAUUACUGUCUGGUACGUUCCCAUCUUCUCUAAGGUCCUUGGUCUUUGGUCAAGACUUUAAUCAAUCACUCACACCGGUUGGCGGACCUCAUGGACUACCGCAUUCACUUACAUCAUUGAUCUUUGGUGCAUCGUUCAACCAACCAAUUGAGGACGGCACAUUGACGUUGCCACUGCUCACAUACCUGAUGUUUGGUAGCCACUUCAACCAGGCUCUUUUACCAGGUAGUCUGCCGCCAUCACUCACCAAGAUAGUCCUGGGAUUCAUGUUCAAUCAAGAGGUGCAUCCAAACUCCUAUCCAAACACUCUCAAACAUAUGACCUUCCCAAGGUUGAUCAGUGACAGGGAAACAUGGGCCAAUAUUCCUCGUAGUGUUCAAACCAUCUGCACUGGCGCACCGAUACGCUGGUUGGACUCACAACUUCGAUACCUCUCAGACUCAAUCAAACAUGUCAAGUUGCAAGAAUGGCUACAUCUGUUCAAGUUUGUGAUGGAGCCAAUCACUUGUAGAUUGGAAACAUUAUCAAUGACGAUGAUCAUAUCUCCAUGGAGACCAAGCUCAUAUGAUGGGGCGAUCAGACAACAUGUAGAGAAACUAUUGUUGAUGAGUCCCAAUGUUGCCAACUAUCGGAUCAAGUUCUUUGAGAUCUCGGACCUCAAUCGAAAGUGCGCCACAUUACAUCUAAGACGAUUGAACGACAUAAGUGGAUGGAUCAUGUUUAAGUUGUAUGACAAGUUGGAACGAGACAGUGUACCAUUGCCACCACAACUACGUUACGUCAAGACAUUAUAUGUCACUGCCAAUCGUCCUCAUGAGAAACUAAAUGAGGCCAUCCAGGGCCUUCCAGAGUAUGGACAUCAGUACAUCGAAGUGGAUAGCCUUGUCAACGACAUUUAUUCUUCCUUCAACUGGUUGAUCAUAAUGUAG
Molecule: messenger RNA, 1143 nt
Organism: Acytostelium subglobosum LB1
Lineage: Eukaryota; Evosea; Eumycetozoa; Acytosteliales; Acytosteliaceae
Exons: 2
Coding region: 1-1143 (380 amino acids)
Source: RefSeq, a predicted model, not a curated record